Molecule: messenger RNA, 597 nt
Organism: Caretta caretta (loggerhead turtle)
Lineage: Eukaryota; Metazoa; Chordata; Testudines; Cheloniidae
Product: transthyretin-like
Biological process (GO): purine nucleobase metabolic process
Molecular function (GO): thyroid hormone binding
Source: RefSeq, a predicted model, not a curated record
AAGUAAACAAUCAGAAUCAGCAGCUUUGAAGUCAUACAGCACUUGAUAAGCAGCCUAAUUUGAGGGGAUUGGGUAUAAAAAUCCCCAAUCCCAUCAGUUUCUAAUUGCUGACACCGAGACUCUCAGACUGCCGGCAGAAUGGCCUUUCGUUCUUUGCUCCUUGUUUUCUUAGCUGGACUGGUGGUUUUCUCUGAAGCCGCACCACUGGGCUCUCAUGAUUCCAAGCACCCUCUUAUUGUGAAAAUUCUAGAUUCAGUCAGAGGAAGUCCAGCUUCCAGUGUACCUAUUAAAUUAUAUAAAAAGGCUGAUGAUGGGACCUGGCAGCUCUUAAGUUCAGGAAAAACCAAUGAAUAUGGCGAGAUCCACGAGCUUACAACCGAGAAACAAUUUGUAACAGGGUUGUACAAGAUUGAGUUUGACACAGUCACUUACUGGAAGGGACUUGGCCUUAACCCAUUCCAUGAACAUGCUGAUGUGGUAUUCACUGCUAAUGAUUCUGGUUAUCGUCAUUAUACUAUUGCUGCUCUCCUCAGUCCCUUUUCUUACUCAACUACAGCUGUAGUUAGUGAACCAAAGGAAUUCGGAACUACACAUUAG